Messenger RNA from Pistacia vera, 1462 nucleotides. Its product is annotated as transcription termination factor MTERF5, chloroplastic-like. The transcript is spliced from 2 exons. Gene Ontology annotation, biological process: regulation of DNA-templated transcription. NCBI's taxonomy places the organism in Eukaryota, Viridiplantae, Streptophyta, Magnoliopsida, Sapindales, Anacardiaceae. Gene Ontology annotation, molecular function: double-stranded DNA binding. Bases 696 to 1331 code for a protein of 211 amino acids. The record is from RefSeq and is a predicted model, not a curated record.
AUGAAAGCCCUUUGUGCAAGCCGCUUGUCUGGUUUUUCAUCUCUCUUCAGAGGAACUCUUUGCAUCAAGAGGAAGAGAGCUCACAACUCCUGAGAUCAGGGACAUCCUUAUUCCUUAUAUUGAAUCUCUUCUUGUAGAGCAUGGAAACAGUGUCGUAAAUUUAGUGGAGAACUUUCCUAAUACACCUGUCAAAGACAAGCCAACUGUGUCAGUCUGUCAACGCCAUUCAGCCACGGGGUAACCCUGAGAAGCCAAAAGGGGUCUCUAAUGCACCUGUCAGAGAAAAGGCAGCAGCAUCAGUUUCUCAAUCCUUUUCUGCUCCCCUUGACUCAAAGAAGCCCAAAGGUGCUCUCUAAUGGACUUGGUGAAGAAAAGCCAGCAACGUCAGUUUUCAAUCUGGUUCUGCUCUUGACUCUAAAAAGCCAAAAUCUGUCUCUUGAAUGAUUGAGGUUGGUGCAGUUGGAGAUUUACGCCCUCAAUUCCUCUACCUCUUAGAGCUUGGCAUGGAUCUUGAGCAGAUAAAGAUAAUUACACGCAGGUAUCCUGAUUUUGACUACUGCAGCUUGGAGAGGAAAAUCAAACCAGUAGUUGAGUUUCUUCUUGAUCUUGGGGUACGUAAAUCAGACAUUCCUUAAAUCCUCAUCCAAAGGCCUUCAUUGUGCUCAGUUAGUCUAUCUGAAAAUCUAAUACCGACCAUGAUGUUCUUAGAAGAUUUGGGUGUGGACAAGGAGCAGUGGGCGAAAGUUAUAUACCGCUUCCCAGGACUCCUCACUUAUAGCAGGCAGAAGGUUCAGGUAAUUGUUGAUUUCCUCUACGAGUCGGGCCUAUCAUCCGAGAAUAUAGGUAAAAUCUUGACUCCAUGGCCAAUUAUCGUUAGUUACAGCGUGGAGAAGAAUCUACGACCAACAGUUGAGUACUUCCGUUCAUUAGGGGUGGAUGUCUCCGUGCUUCUUCGAAAAUCAGCACAGACUCUUGGUUGUAAUAUGGAAGGCAAUCUGAAGCCUGUGGCUGAAUUCUUCUUGGCAAAGGGGUAUAGCAUGGAAGAAAUUCGGACCAUGAUUUUGAGAUAUGCAGGUCUAUAUUCUUGUAGUUUGACAGAUAACUUGAUACCAAAAUGGGAGUUCUAUUUGACCAUGGGAUAUGAAAAAUCUGAGCUGGUUAAGUUCCCUCAAUAUUUUAGUUACAGUUUGGAGCAGAGAAUAAGGCCAAGAUAUGUGCUUGUAGAGGAGUCAGGAGUGAAAAUGCUGCUCACCCAAAUGCUACCUCUGUCAGACUGUGACUUUGAGAAAGUUUUGACGGUGAAAAUACUGAAAAUGGUUACCACCACAUGACUCCUCGCUACCAGAGGAACUUACAUAAGACAGUCUCACCAUAUCACCAAACUGACAUAUGAGAAACUAUCAAGUUAAGAUAUUUGAUGCAGAACAUUCCAGUGGUACACUUGUUGAUAGACAAUUAAUCU